Messenger RNA from Drosophila bipectinata, 858 nucleotides. RefSeq names its product 18S rRNA (guanine-N(7))-methyltransferase. The record is from RefSeq and is a predicted model, not a curated record. Gene Ontology annotation, molecular function: rRNA (guanine) methyltransferase activity. Lineage: Eukaryota; Metazoa; Arthropoda; Insecta; Diptera; Drosophilidae. Gene Ontology annotation, cellular component: nucleolus. Gene Ontology annotation, biological process: rRNA (guanine-N7)-methylation.
AUGGCCAGGAGACCCGAGCAUUCAGCGCCGCCAGAAAUCUUCUACAACGACGAUGAGGCCAAGAAGUACUCCACAAACACCCGCAUCAUUGAGAUCCAAGUAGAAAUGGCCGAACGUGCCUUAGAACUGCUGGCGCUUCCAGAUGAUGAUGAAUCCCGCUUGAUUUUGGAUAUAGGCUGCGGUUCCGGCCUUUCAGGCAGCGUUCUAGAGGACAGUGAUCAUAUGUGGAUCGGAAUAGACAUAUCUAAAUCAAUGCUCGACAUAGCCGUCGAACGGGAAGUGGCUGGAGAUGUUAUCUUGGGUGAUAUGGGCGAGGGAAUGCCGUUUAAACCAGGAACGUUUGAUGGAGCCAUCUCGAUCUCUGCCCUCCAGUGGCUGUGCAACGCCGACAAGUCGUAUCACAAUCCGCACAAGAGACUACUUAAGUUUUUUACAACUCUGUUCUCUUGCUUAACCCGUACUGCUCGCGCUGUUUUCCAAUUUUAUCCGGAGAACUCGGACCAAAUCGAAAUGGUUACCUCGCAGGCAAUGAAGGCGGGUUUCUACGGCGGCUUGGUUGUCGAUUAUCCAAACUCUGCCAAAGCCAAGAAAUAUUACCUGGUUCUAAUGACUGGAGGCGCUGCCGAACUGCCAAAAGCGCUGGGUUCUCCAGAAGAAGAGCGACGGGUCAACUACAUUAAAAAACGCGAUGCUUGUCGUGAAGCCCGCGGCAAGGCGCCCAAGAAGUCCAGGGAUUGGAUUUUGGCCAAGAAAGAGCGCAGACGUCGCCAGGGAUUGGAAACACGUCCAGAUACAAAAUACACUGCUCGAAAACGCAGCGGAAGAUUUUAAUUAAAGUUAAUUUUGUUAAUCUCGUCA